Molecule: messenger RNA, 1834 nt
Organism: Drosophila nasuta
Lineage: Eukaryota; Metazoa; Arthropoda; Insecta; Diptera; Drosophilidae
Product: coiled-coil domain-containing protein 174
Exons: 1
Coding region: 69-1823 (584 amino acids)
Cellular component (GO): nucleus
Source: RefSeq, a predicted model, not a curated record
CUUUUGCACAAGUGGUUGAAACAGCUGAUGCUGCGCUUCGUUAUUUGCUGUUUGUAUUUUUGUUAAGUAUGAACGAUCCGAACAAAUCGAUUAGUGUCAAUUUAUCCUCGCUGCUCAGUUUAAAAGCUGAAUUACAACGCAAACAACAUGAAGUCAAAUUGGCUAAAGCUGCCAAAACGCCAGCCAACGAAUUUCGCCCCAACAAAGCGGCCAACGAGCGAGAGAAAACUAAAUCCAGCAGCAGCGGUCGCGACAAAAAACAAAACUAUACAGAAAUCAGUCGCAGCGACGAAGUGAAGGUGUAUGAAGCGGAAGACUAUGCACAGUUAGAAAAAUCACGACGUGUUCUGGAAGCGAAGAGUAAGUUCUAUGAUCGCAUGAGCCGCAGUGGCGGGAGCCUCAACUCCGAUGACAAUUGCCUGGUAAUGUUCAAUCGUAAGCGGCAGGAGCAGCAAGAUGAACCAGAGCCGCCUGCAGAACCACGAGCAACAACGCCUCGGGAGCGACGGGUUAGCAGCAGCAGCGACAGUGAUAGCUCUGAUGAAUCUGUGGCGGGCAACGAUGAGGACGAAGUGGAGUAUGUGGAUUGUUUGGGACGCACAAGAAAAUGCCUGCGCAAGGAGCUGGCUGAGGCAAAGCGACGCGACAAGCAGCUUGCAGACAGCAUGCCAGAGCGGUUGGAUCAAACCAAAGCCAAUUGGAUGAUUGAUGUUAAAGGCAAUCGAGGGAGCAAUCAUAAUAGCGACAUCGGCAGCAAUGCCAGCGGUGAUGAUGAGCCCAGCUAUGGACCACGACCCACCGAAAGUGUGUUUAGCGAUGCACUAUCCACGAUGACCAAGCAUGACGAGCAGCGCAUGAACUGGGAACGCAAGGAGCUGGAGAAUGUGGACAAACCCGAUGUGCAUUAUCAGGACGUGUUCUUCGAUGAGGCACGCACUCAUGGUGUGGGCUACUAUGCCUUCUCCACCGAUGAAGCGGAGCGAAAGCAGCAGCAACGCGAGCUGGAGCAAGCGCGGAAGGCAACACAAUCGGAGCAAAAGCGACGAGAUGAUUUGCGCGCUCAACGUGACAAAAUCGUAGCGGAUCGUGUAUUUGCUGCAAAAAAUAGAAUAAGAGCACGCAAUGGACUGCCGCCCAUUAGCAAGGAGGACUACGAGCGUGAGGAGCAACUGAAAAAGGAUGAAGCGGCAGCCGAGACAGCGGAAAGGGAACGGGAGCAAAAGCAAAAGGCAGACAAAGUUUCUGCAGAAAAGGCGGCCGAAGAAGCAGAACGCGAAGAGCUGCGCAAGGAGCACAUACGUGACUGGGAUAGAGAUAAGAGUGGUGUGGCCAAGAAGCAUCAGGUACAGGAACAGCCACCCGAGGAAUGGCAUUACAAGGCAGAGCGUUUGCCCAUGUCGCAGGAGCAAUGGAACGAACAGCAGCGCGCUGUGCGUGCUCCAGAGUUUGCACCUAUGCCCGAGGCGCCGCUGAAGCGCACUAACUUCAGCAGCAUGCCACCGCCUUCCGCGCUGUUGAGUGAUAACCGAGAGUUUAGUAACUUUCACACUACGAAGCGCGAAAAACAAUUCCAGCGUCGCAACUACACGCCAGAUGUUGCUGAAGAGCUGGAUGAAGAGCCUUCGUCAAGUUCUCGAAGUCAAGGAGCUGCGAUACCGCCACCUGAUUGCCUAGAUUCAAGUGCACCUUCGCUGCCGAAGCGUCCCAAAACUCAGGAGGAGCUGGAACGCUCCAUUACAGCGGGUCUGAAGUUUUUACGGGAUAACUGUGACAAAGGCGUCCUGGGCAACAAGGGAACUUGGACAGCUAAAGCGGACUAUUAAGCUUAUGCAAA